AUGGCGGGGUCGCCGCUGCUCCGCGGGCCGCGGGCCGGGGGCGUCGGCCUUUUGGUGCUGCUGCUGCUGGGCCUCCUUCGGCUACCACCCGUGCUUGGCGCGAGGCCGGUAAAGGAGCCCCGCAGUCUGGGCGCAGCGUCGGCAGCCAUGACCGAGGCUGGCUCUCCCCGCCGCUUCCGACGGGCAGUGCCCCGCGGAGAGGCAGCGGGUGCGGUGCAGGAGCUGGCGCGGGCGCUGGCGCACCUGCUGGAGGCCGAGAGGCAGGAGCGGGCGCGGGCUGAGGCGCAGGAGGCCGAGGAUCAGCAGGCGCGUGUCUUGGCGCAGCUGUUGCGCAUCUGGGGCUCCGUGCGCGCUCCCGACGCGCCCUUGGCCUUGGAUGACGAUCCCGAUGCUCCAGCCGCGCAACUGGCGCGCGCCCUGCUCCGUGCCCGCCUGGACCCCGCCGCCCUCGCUGCCCAGCUGGCUCCCGCGCCGGCCCCCGCCGCCGCACUGCGACCCAGACCCCCCGUGUACGACGAUGGCCCCACAGGUCCAGAUGUGGACGACGCCGGGGACGAGACACCCGACGUGGACCCGGAGCUCCUGAGGUACUUGUUGGGCCGGAUCCUCACUGGAAGCGGAGAACCGGAGGCCGCGGCUGCCCCGCGCCGCCUCCGUCGCGCUGCAGAACCGGAUCUGGGUCCAGAGGUGCCCCCUGAGGGCGUACUGGGGGCCCUGCUGCGCGUGAAACGCCUGGAAAACUCCCAGCCUCAGGCACCCGCACGACGCCUCCUGCCGCCCUGAUCACCGCCAGCUGGAGGCGCCCCUGAACCCCGACUCCCGCACACGGCCUUCCAGCCAGCACGUCAUCCACCAGCUUACAUCUACAACCCCAAGAUUCCCAUCCUGCCCCUCAAUAAAUACUAUC
This is a messenger RNA of Perognathus longimembris pacificus (Pacific pocket mouse), 907 nucleotides long. RefSeq names its product proSAAS. The transcript is spliced from 3 exons. Gene Ontology annotation, molecular function: endopeptidase inhibitor activity. The record is from RefSeq and is a predicted model, not a curated record. Bases 1 to 783 code for a protein of 260 amino acids. Gene Ontology annotation, biological process: negative regulation of endopeptidase activity. Lineage: Eukaryota; Metazoa; Chordata; Mammalia; Rodentia; Heteromyidae.